GCUCGCUGAGGGGCUGCGGAAGCGCGCUCCGCUGUGUGGCGGCGGUGCCGGGUGGGCUGUGUCGCGAUGCGGGGUGGCUGCCGCCUCCUUCCUCUGCUGCUCCUGUGCGGGCUGUGUGGCGGGAGGGAGCUGGCGCCGGGCGCCGUAACCUGCGGUUCGGUGCUGAAGCUGCUUAACACCCGCCACAGCGUUCGGUUGCAUUCUCACGAGGUCAAAUACGGCUCCGGAAGUGGGCAACAGUCGGUGACAGGAGUUGAAGCUUCAGAUGAUGCCAACAGUUACUGGCGGGUUCGUGGGAAGGCUGAUGGCAGCUGCCAACGCGGAACGCCGGUGAAAUGUGGGCAGGCAAUACGACUUACCCAUGUAAACACAGGAAAAAACUUACACACCCAUCACUUCCCAUCACCACUCUCCAAUAACCAGGAAGUAAGUGCCUUUGGUGAUGAUGGUGAAGGAGAUGACCUCGAUAUAUGGAUUGUGCAAUGCAGUGGGACACACUGGGAGCGGGAGGAUGCAGUGCGCUUCAAGCACGUAGGAACUGAGGUGUUCCUUUCCAUAACGGGGGAGCAAUAUGGCCAUCCCAUUAGAGGUCAACGGGAAGUUCAUGGCAUGCCCACUGCUAAUCAUCACAACUAUUGGAAAGCAAUGGAAGGAGUCUUCAUCAAACCCAGUAUGGACCUUGCAAAGCAUGAUGAGCUCUGAAUUGCCAGAGGAUCCCAUAAGAUUCAUCUUGCUCCAGUGUUCAGAGAUGCUAAUACUUGGUCUCUUAAAAAGUCCCACCUUACCUAAGUGAUUGACUUUCUGUGUUAUUGAAGGGCAUUAGUUCACUCUAGGAAUGCUGCACUUCUGUGAGAAUGACAUCUGCCAGGCUAAGACAUUUUACAUUUAUUUAAGAAAUCCUUUCUAAAUCUUCAAGCUUAUUUGGUGAAGCUAGAUUAUACAUGUUAGUUCUCAUUGUCGUUUGUUUUGUUCAUUACUUCUCCAAAUUAGAAGAAAUGGAAAAACAAAGUAGUACAUCUCUGUAGUCCCAGGUACCACAAAACUUUGUAUUUUGUAAUCUUUUUUUCAAUUAUAAUUAAAUAUUUGGAAACUUAUUUCUAGCUAGUGAGAGAAUGCUAUUAAUGAAGAGAUGGAGUAAGUCUAGAAAGGGAAAAUAUUUCGUGGAAAAUGGUGUCUUUUGAAUGAGUCAAAUUCAGCUAUUUCAGCCUUACAGGAAAAUAUUUCAGUCCAUCUGAAAAUUGCUUCCAAUGUAUUUCGUGAGUUUCAUUCUGUGUUUAUGGAAAAGUUGAAAAUACUGUGUAUAUUGAAGUAAGAAGACAAGUUUUUAUUUAUUACCUUUCUCCGAAGAAAUUUGUGGUCUUUUUUCUGCUGAUUGUGAUACUGCUACUUCUCAAACGGUAAGACUUUUGCUCUAGGAGCUGGUGCAGAAGGCUACUACUUGUUUAAUUAAUGUUUGAAUUUUAUAAACUUUCAUGGGAUGUGAAUAAAUUUGUCUUAUGUUGUUCUUGCAUAUCAUUGCAAGCUCAAUAUGAGGGUCCAGGUGAAUAAGUAGUGGGACUUACAUCCAUGUGGGGUUCUUUUAUGCGAAUCCAGAAGAAAUGGAAAAAAGAGUGAAUCUUAGAAAAUUGUUUGGUCCUGGAUUUUUAACAGGGGGGUAAUUUCUAGAGUGAUAGCGAGGAGUCCUCAUUGCAUAAGACAGUAACGUCUGUGUUCUUCUGGGGAAAGAGGGGAAAAAAACAAACUCUGGAACACUUAUGUUACAGUGUACUACUGGAAAUACUGACUGAAGCACCAAGUACCAGACAUUUUCUAUUUGCUUUAAAGAGAAAAGCUCAGUAAAUGAAGUCAGCAAAUUCAGGUGUUGUUUUUUUCAUCUGUAACUAGUUUACUGAUUAUACUCCUAAUUAGUCAGUUAACGAAGGAGGAAAGUUAUGUGCUGCUUUUACAUUUCUAGUUACAUGCUGUUAGAGAGUGUUAAUGAAGUGUAAUAUGUAAUUUCAUUUAAAUUUGAUAAAUGUACCUAUACACUUACA
This is a messenger RNA of Meleagris gallopavo (turkey), 2033 nucleotides long. It is a transcript of the gene SDF2L1, whose product is annotated as stromal cell derived factor 2 like 1. The record is from RefSeq and is a predicted model, not a curated record. NCBI's taxonomy places the organism in Eukaryota, Metazoa, Chordata, Aves, Galliformes, Phasianidae.